AUGGCGCACCCAUUUGCCCUCAGCACAGGCGUCUGGGACCCUUCCCAUCGCUUCGAGACUUCCUGGAUCCUCCCGCCCUAUGUCCUCGGAGGCAUCCGUCUCCUCAUCGGCCUCUACGCCAUCACGGUCCUCUUCUUCAACAUUGGCUAUCAGUGCGCGCACCCCGAACUAGGCGGCUGCACCGAGUCGGCCAAGUCGUUCUCAUUCUUCACUGUCCUCACCUAUUGGGGCCUCGCCUUCUACUUCCUCUUCGCCGCCGCUCACACCCUCAGCUACGCGCGCACAAACUCGGCCCUUCUCGAUCGCUGGCCUCGCAUCCUGAAAGCCCUCCACUCGCUCUAUUACACGACAGUCGUCACAUACCCAGUCCUCGUCACUGUGGUCUUCUGGGGUAUCCUUUAUCCCCCCUUGUAUGGCCAGACUGGCUUCACCAGCACAUACGGGCUCUGGGGCAACGUCAGCCAGCAUGCGCUUAACUCGGCCUUCUUGCUCUUCGAGCUCAUCUUCACGCGCACGGCACCUCCGCCCUGGAUCCAUCUGCUGUGGCUCAUCCUCAUCCUCGCUCUUUACCUCGGUCUCGCUUAUCUGACUGCCGCCACCAAGGGCUUCUACGUCUACCCCUUCCUCGACCCUACCAAGCAGCACGCCUUUGUCGCCGCCUACGUCUUUGGCAUCGCCGUCGCCAUCAUCGUCAUCUUCGUCCUCGUCUGGGCUCUCAUCAAGUUCCGCAACUGGGUAACGGAGCGCAAGCUAGGCAUGGACGGCAAGUUUGCUGGUGGCCGCAGCGCGCACACUGAGAAAACCGUCUCGCCAGUCCACUCGAGUGCUUGA
Microdochium trichocladiopsis is the source of this 831-nucleotide messenger RNA. RefSeq lists its product as uncharacterized. Lineage: Eukaryota; Fungi; Ascomycota; Sordariomycetes; Xylariales; Microdochiaceae. Gene Ontology annotation, cellular component: membrane. The coding region runs from base 1 to 831 and encodes 276 amino acids. The record is from RefSeq and is a predicted model, not a curated record. The transcript is spliced from 2 exons.